Molecule: messenger RNA, 2208 nt
Organism: Trichogramma pretiosum
Lineage: Eukaryota; Metazoa; Arthropoda; Insecta; Hymenoptera; Trichogrammatidae
Gene: Ir21a
Product: ionotropic receptor 21a
Cellular component (GO): membrane
Molecular function (GO): ligand-gated monoatomic ion channel activity
Source: RefSeq, a predicted model, not a curated record
AUUCGCUUUCGCUACCCCGCUUUGAUGUAUCCGAUGAUUGAGCGUCGAGUUUUAAUGAGGCAAUAAAUAUGAUAGUCCCGGGCCGGAGUGCUUUUCCCAGCCCCUCGCUCGAGCUCGCUAUUCAGUUUAUCGAGAUGCUGCGAGCCUGUGCAUUUUUCUUUCUCCUCGUCGGCUCGGAAGCUCGAAGGGAUCUGUUUCUCAAAAAAGACGUGUUCAGAUCGUCUCUCGCCGAGCAGAAUCGCACGUCCAGUUUGGCUAAUUUGCUGCGCCAUCUGAUCGACGCGUACUUCGACCACUGCACGCUCAAAGUCGUUUACGAUUCCAACUACGAAAUCAUUCACCCGGUCGAUUUCCAUCGGUACUUUGGCGGUCUGAAAUUGAGCGUCGUUCAGGACAGCGUCGACAUCUCGCGCGGCGUCGGAACCAAAAACGACCGUUCCGACAAAUGCAUGAACUACGUGAUUUUUCUGUACAACAUUUACGCCGUGACGCACAUACUUAGCCAGGAGAACGAGGCCAAAAUCGUGAUCGUGUCCUCGGAGAGUCCUUGGGAAGUCAAAGAUUUUCUCCGCAAUCAAGCCUCGAGGAUUUACAAAAAUUUGCUCGUCAUAGCCCACAGCACCAGUCGUAAAAACGGUUAUGGAUCUUAUUUACUGUACACGCACAAGUUAUACGCCGAGGGUAGUGGCACGACUUUACCCAUUCUGCUUGGCUCCUGGAUAAAUAACAGCAUGACGGUCCAAGGGCUGGAUUUGUUUCCGGAGAAACUCGGGACUGGAUUCAUGGGCCAUCGGAUUCUCGUGUCGGCCGUGCACAAUCCGCCAUUCGCCAUCAGCAGGAACUCCCCCGGAGCCGAAGACUCCCUUUGGGACGGACUCGAGGUGAAUCUGCUGAGGAUGAUGGCCAACUACCUGAACUUGACGAUGGAGUUUUCGAGUCCGCGCUCGAGCGACGGCCUCAGUCCACUGGAGUCGGUGAAGCAAGACCUGCUGCUCGGGACGACCUCGUCGGCGGUCGGGGGCAUCUACCAGACGGCCCAGCUGCACGAGCAGUUCGACACGAGCAUGCCGUUCCUCGACGACUGCGCCUCCUUCAUCUCGCUGGCCUCGACCGCCCUGCCCAAGUACCGGGCGAUGCUGGGCCCCUUCCAGCUGACGGUGUGGCUGAUGCUGUGCGCCUCCUACCUGGCCCUCAUCGUGCCGCUCUCCUUCAACAGUAAAUACACUCGGCGGCAGCUGCUGAGGCAGCCGAGCGCCGUCAACAGCAUAUUCUGGUACAUAUUCAGCACGUACACCAACUCGUUCACCGUCGAGAAUCCAUUGCUGGACUACGGCAUCGCCAAGAACUCGACGACGCUCCUGCUGGCUAUCUACUGGCUGUUCACGAUCAUCGUGACGGCCUGCUACACGGGCUCGAUCGUGGCGUUCAUCACGCUGCCGGUCUACCCGGAGGCCAUCGAGACGGCGGCCGAGCUGCAGGCCUACCGCUACCGGAUCGGCACCCUCGACCACGACGGCUGGGAGCAGUGGUUCGGCGCGGAGAGCGGCCACGACGAGCCCUUCCUCGAGAGGCUCUUCAGGAAGAUCGAGUACGUGCCGAGCUUGAUGGAGGGCGUGCGCAACGCCAGCCGGGCCUACUUCUGGCCGUACGCCUUCCUGGGCUCGCGGGCCGCCCUCGACUACCUCGUCCAGACGGACUUUGCCCUGGCCCGCCAGAGCAAGCGCAGCCUCAUGCACAUCAGCCAGGAGUGCUUCGUGCGCUACAACGUCGUGCAGCUCUUCCCGCGCAAGUCCCUCUACACGCGCUACGUCGACGGCUUCGUCCUACUGGCCCAGCAGUCGGGCUUGGUCGAUCGCAUGAGGAGCCAAGUCGACUGGCAGGUCCAACGAGCUGCCAUCAACGACAACAAACAGAUCAUCAAGAAGAUGUCGCGCAAGAUCAUGGUCGAAGACAGAGUCUUGAUGGUCGAGGACACCCAGGGCAUGUUCAUGGUCCUUCUGGCCGGUGUGCUGGCGGGCUUGCUGUCCCUCGGCAUCGAGGCGAUCACGGUUCGUCUCAAAAAGCGCGCCAGAGUCCAGGCGGUGGCGACUCCUUCGCCCGAACCAUCCAGCUUGGCUGAUUCUUGCCUCGUGCACGACGAGUAUUACGCUCGUUUGCGAAGCCGAUUCUUCAGGAGCAGCAUUUGAGCUGAGACGCAUUGCGCAUCCU